Messenger RNA from Aspergillus mulundensis, 1539 nucleotides. Its product is annotated as MCT family MFS transporter. The transcript has 2 exons. Gene Ontology annotation, biological process: transmembrane transport. Bases 1 to 1539 code for a protein of 512 amino acids. Gene Ontology annotation, molecular function: transmembrane transporter activity. Gene Ontology annotation, cellular component: fungal-type vacuole membrane. The record is from RefSeq and is a predicted model, not a curated record. Lineage: Eukaryota; Fungi; Ascomycota; Eurotiomycetes; Eurotiales; Aspergillaceae.
AUGUCAUCCGACCUCAGGCUCUCCGACGGUUUUCCAUCUGAAGGAGCACGGAAUGAAUCUAAGAAUAUCUUUGAUGGCACAAUGCAUCUCCCGGUGUCAGGCGGACAGUUGCCCGACACUGACGACCACAUUGCACAAAAGAUCAACCCCACGAACAGCAUAGUGGAUUAUCCAGAAAAGCCAGAACUGUCACCAGACCAAUAUGAGCGUCAACCCCAACUGUCCGAACAUGGACUCGAUAGACACUUUUCAAAUGCCACUGCUCCCGACGAACUCAGCCAUCAAGCUCCCGCCAGUCGAGUGACUACUGAUGCCGAUGGCAACACCUAUCCCGAAGGUGGUUUGGAGGCUUGGUUGGUUGUCCUAGGCUCGUUUUUGGGUCUCUUCGCCUCCUUGGGUUUAGUGAAUACCAUUGGCUCUUUCCAGGCAUACCUUCAGACCAACCAGCUCAGAGACCACAGCUCUGGAAACAUAGCCUGGAUUUUCGGCAUCUAUGCGUUUUUGACUUUCUUCGGUGGUGUCCAGGUAGGACCUGUGUUUGAUGCCAAAGGACCGCGACUCUUGGUCUUUGGCGGAUCAGUAUUGGUGAUGGUGCAGGUGGUAACCAUGGGCUUCUGCACUCAGUACUGGCAUUUUGUCCUUUCGAUUGGAAUCGCGGGAGGACUAGGGACGUCCAUGAUCUUCACUCCUGCCGUGUCUGCGAUUGGACACUAUUUCAAUGAGAGACGCGGAGUCGCAACCGGUCUCGCGGCAACUGGUGGCUCUGUAGGAGGUGUCGCAUUCCCUCUGAUUUUGGAGAGCUUGUUUCCCAAAAUUGGAUGGGGAUGGGCAACCCGAGUCAUUGCUUUAAUCUGCCUGGUUUCGCUAAUUGGCGCAUGUUUGUUGAUCAAGUCCCGCCUACCGACAAAGCCCGCCUCGAAGGAGAAUGUACUGCCAGACUUUCGCAUCUUCCGCAGCCUCAAGCUUAGUUUCACCACGGCGGGAAUCUUCUUCAUCGAAUGGGGGCUUUUUAUUCCAAUCAGCUACAUCUCAUCAUAUGCAUUGGCACAUGGUACUUCUGAAACCCUUUCAUACCAGAUGUUAGCAUUUCUCAACGUGGGAUCGGUUCUUGGAAGAGCGAUUCCCGGCUUCUUCGCAGACCAUCUCGGCAGAUUCAACACCCUUAUCGUCACUGUUGCGUUAUGCCUCAUUUGCAAUGUGUGCCUUUGGCUUCCCGCUGGAGACAGUGUGGCUGUGACGAUCGUGUACUGUGUGAUCUUCGGCUUUGCUAGCGGCAGUAACAUCAGUCUAACCCCUGUCUGCAUCUCACAGCUUUGUAAGAUUGAGAACUACGGGCGAUACUAUGCCACUUCGUACACGAUCGUAAGCUUUGGUACUUUGACAGGAAUGCCAAUUGCAGGUGAAAUCCUUGCCCGUUGCAACGGGGACUAUUGGGGCCUCAUCACCUAUACGAUCUGCUGCUACGCUGCAGGUCUUAUCUGCGUCACAACAGCAAAACUAAUCCACGUCGGCUGGCGCCAUCCAUGGGUAAUCUACUAG